ACCGGCCGCGGGGCUGGCGGAGAGGGGCGCCCCCGAGCAGCCCGGCCCGGGGGGCUGCUGGCCACUGCGGGGCUACCGCUAGCCACUGCGGGGCUUCUGCCAGCCACUGCGCGGCUGGGGCCGGAGAGCCCCCCGCCCGCCCUGCCCACCCAGCCCCGCGGAGGGAUGGGGAGGAGACCCGGGCCGGGCACUCGCGGGGGCAGCGCCCAGCCCGGCUCCCGCCGCUGAGCACCGCAGCAGCGCCGAACCGAGCCGGACCGAGCCGAACCGAGCCGCCCCCCGCCCGGCCGGGCCCCCCGGGCUUCGCCCCUUUGUCUGCGGAGGAGGCGAGGCGGGGGCGCUGCGGGAGCGGAGCCGCCGCCCCGCACCCUGCCAGAGCGGCAGGAUGGCGGAGAAGGGCAUGGAUCCCGCGUGCGUCUCCAUCGCCCUGGAGGACACGGUGUGCCACGCCGGCCCUCCGGACGCCCCGCUGCUCACCACCCACUUGAAGAAGGUGGAGAACCACAUCACGGAGGCGCAGAGGUUUUCCCACCUCCCGAAGCGCUCGGCUGUCAACAUCGAGUUCAUCGACCUGUCCUACUCCGUGCGGGAGGGAUCCUGGUGGAGGAAGAGAGGGUACAAGACUCUCCUCAAAUGCCUGUCAGGGAAGUUCUGCCAGCGGGAGCUCAUUGGGAUCAUGGGCCCCUCGGGAGCUGGGAAAUCCACACUAAUGAACAUCCUGGCUGGCUACAGGGAGACUGGCAUGAAGGGGCAGAUCCUGGUGAACGGGCGGCCGCGGGACCUGCGCACCUUCCGCAAGAUGUCCUGCUACAUCAUGCAGGACGACAUGCUCCUGCCACACCUCACCGUGCUCGAGGCCAUGAUGGUCUCUGCUAACCUGAAGCUGAGCGAGAAGCAGGAGGUGAAGAAGGAACUGGUGAAUGAGAUCCUGACGGCCCUGGGGCUGCUGGAGUGCUCGUACACCCGCACCAGCUCCCUGUCGGGGGGCCAGCGCAAGCGCCUGGCCAUCGCCCUGGAGCUGGUCAACAACCCGCCCGUCAUGUUCUUCGAUGAGCCCACCAGCGGUCUGGACAGUGCCUCCUGCUUCCAGGUGGUGUCCCUGAUGCGCUCCCUGGCUCAGGGUGGGCGCACCAUCAUCUGCACCAUCCACCAGCCCAGCGCCAAGCUCUUCGAGAUGUUCGACAAGCUCUACAUCCUGAGCCAGGGCCAGUGCAUCUUCAAGGGCGUCGUGACCAACCUCAUCCCCUACCUGAAGGGCCUCGGCCUCCACUGCCCCACAUACCACAACCCCGCUGACUUCAUCAUCGAGGUGGCCUCAGGGGAGUACGGGGACCUCAACCCCGUCCUGUUCCGCGCCGUCCAGAAUGGGAUGUGCACCAUGGCCGAGAAGAAGAGCAGCCCUGACAAGGCAGAUCCGUCGUGCCCAACGUGUGGGACGGACGUGGAUCACAUCGAGAGCCACACGUUUGCCACCAGCACCUCAACUCAGUUCUGCAUCCUCUUCAAGAGAACCUUCGUCUGCAUCCUAAGGGACACGGUGCUGACCCACCUGCGGUUCAUGUCCCACAUCUGCAUCGGGGUGCUCAUCGGGCUGCUCUACCUGCACAUCGGCAACGACGCGGGCAAGGUCUUCAACAACACCGGCUUCCUCUUCUUCUCCAUGCUCUUCCUCAUGUUCGCCGCCCUCAUGCCCACCAUCCUCACCUUCCCCCAGGAGAUGACCGUAUUCCUGAGGGAGCACUUGAACUACUGGUACAGCCUCAAAGCCUAUUACCUGGCCAAGACCAUGGCAGAUGUGCCCUUCCAGGUGAUCUGCCCCAUCGCCUACUGCAGCAUCGUGUACUGGAUGACGGGCCAGCCCCCCGAGGCCACGCGCUUCCUGCUCUUCUCCGCCCUGGCCACCGCCACGGCCCUGGUGGCCCAGUCCCUCGGGCUUCUCAUCGGAGCUGCUUCCACUUCCCUGCAGGUGGCCACCUUUGUGGGACCCGUCACUGCCAUCCCCGUGCUGCUCUUCUCGGGCUUCUUCGUCAGCUUCAAGACCAUCCCCACCUACCUGCAGUGGAGCUCCUACGUCUCCUACGUCAGGUAUGGCUUCGAGGGGGUCAUCCUCACCAUCUACGCCAUGGAGCGCGAGGACCUGGAGUGCCUCGAGGACUUCUGCCCUUUCCAAAAGCCCAUCAAGAUCCUGCAGGAGCUGGACGUGGAGGAGGCCAAGCUCUACCUGGACUUCCUCAUCCUGGGCAUCUUCUUCGUCAUCCUGCGGCUCCUGGCUUACCUGGUCCUCAGGUACAAGGUCAAAUCUGAGAGAUAAAGGGGCCGUGGGGCCCCGGUGCCGUUCCCGGGCCUGGCCUGCUGUGAGAGAUGUUCUGCAGAUGGACACGGUGCUCCUGCAGGUCCCGGACCGUGGCGGAGGCACUGGGAGGUGCCAGCCAGGCCUGGCUCAGUCGAGAAGGGUUUUGAGACAUCUCGGAACUGUUUUAACCUUUCCACACACUCUUCAUUGCAAAACGUUUUGUACAGCCCUGGCACGUGCCACUCUCCCCCCCAGCACUGACGAGCCCCACAGAGCUUGGGUCCCCUCUUGUCCCCGCCUGGCGCUGCCCUGGGGACACCAGGGACAGUCCAGCCCAGGCGGUUUGUGCCGAGCACGGCUGGGAGGAGCCUGCUCCGUGCAGGGGCAGCAGCAGGCUGGGGCUGGGCUGGGAGGACAGAGCUGCAGAGUUGGAAGUGCAGCUCACGGCCCGUUCCUCGUCCUGGCCAGCAGCGUGUGAGUCAGUGCUGAGAAGAGCCCAAAGAUGCCGUAGGUGAAGUUGCACAAGGCUUUAGAGUUUCCUGUCGCCGUAGCCACAGAGAUUGCUGCAUCCCCUUUUCCUUUCUGUGCAAAUCCUCUUUCUUUUUUUCCCUUUUUUCUUUGUUUUUCCCCCCACAAACCCCACUGCAUCCCAGUCUUCAUGGAGGGGAAAGGGAGCAAACAGGCAGAGGAGGACUUGGGGCUCUGUCUCAGACUCCUGCUGGGACAUCAUCCUCAGAGAUGGGAUCUUCAAAGCAGGGUCUGUGGGAGCAGGACAAUGUUCUCAGACCUUAGGGAGUCUCACAUUCAGUCCCUGUUGUCUCUGGGGUCUGAGAUGAGAGGGUCUGAGCCAAAUCAACCAACACGGAGAGAAGUGACUGGUCCCUUGCAUGGAGCAAGGGGGAUUUGGGUUCCCACCCCCUGCCCGUGCCAGGAGGCUGAAAAGCAGGGCUGGGCUCAGCUGUGUCACCACUGGAGGCUCUGCUGCAGGAGGAGAGCUGGCCCUGAGCCCUUCCCCUGCAACCUCUCUCCCCCAGCUCCACUGGGGCUGUCUCAGCAGGACAGGGCGGACAAGCCUCGCUCAGCACCGACUGUGCAAGGAGGGGACGCCAAGGACACCUGGCCUGUCACAGUGCCACCCCCCCCAGGGUGACACUGUGCAGAAGGGCGUGCCAGAGUGCCUGAACUGGAAACCAGGUGAGAUCCCAGACUGGUUGGUUUGCAGCGGGCAACCCGGACACUGGGAAGGCCUUUGCACUUAGUGACUGGUACCAGGAGAAGGUCCCUUUUGGCACGUGUCUCUGGUGGCUGCUCCAAAGUCCCACACCUUGCAGAGGGAAGGCAACUCAGCUCCUUGUGGCUCUCCAGAGGAACCCAGCUGAGUCCAGAGCUGCUGGGGCAUCUGCACCUGCUGCUGUGCUGGGAACGCAGCACCCUGCUUGCCUGCACAGCACAGGCUCCGUGGGUGCGCUGGCACUGCUGCCACCGGGCUGCACGUGUCACCCACAGACGUGGGAACCAACAGGAUUUUUGGCAAGCAUGGACGUGGGGGAGGCAGCCCUGCCCCACCCUGCCAGGCUGGCCCUGGUUCAGGUCAGCCUGGGGAUCCUGCUCCUGGCACUCUGAGCAGCCAGGGCUUGCAGGGCAAAUGCCAGAUUCCAGCAGAAUCCUGGACACUGAUCUUUGCUUUGGCUGGCCUGGGCUGGGGCUGCACAGCAGUCUGGCUGGCCUGACACUGAUGCUGGGCUCUCAGCAAAGCUGAGUUUCCCCUACCUGGGGGCAUCGAGGAAUGUUUGGCCAUGGGGCUCUCCUGCACCGAGGGUCUGGAAGCAGGACACACCCUGCUGCCCUUUCCACGCUGAGCAUCAGGGUUUUCCAGGGGCUAUUGUCUGACUUUUCACUGUCCCUCACAAAAUUCCCCUCUGCUCCUGGCUCUCCCUUCAGUGCCGUGCUCUGCAGUGGAGCUGUGCCAGCUGGAGGGCUGCAGUGCUGCCAACCACAGCCACAGGGGCACGGAGGAGUGGGGGACAGUCCCUGUGCCUGCUCUGUCACGAGGUGCACGGAUGGGCUGGGGGAUGUGGGGCUGUCACCCUUCUCCAUCUCUUGUCCCUGGAGCUGAUGGGACUGAUGCCCUGCUUCUGUCCUGCUCUUGGGCUGGGACUAGUCCGUGCUCUGCUGGGCUGAGGCUUUUCCCUGGAUGGAUCCCGAGAUGCAGGAGGUGUCAGUGGGGCAGCUUUGCACAGCUCCUGUUUCCCCCCUCUCGUGCGGGGCUCUCGC
Vidua macroura (Pin-tailed whydah) is the source of this 4567-nucleotide messenger RNA. It is a transcript of the gene ABCG4, whose product is annotated as ATP binding cassette subfamily G member 4. The record is from RefSeq and is a predicted model, not a curated record. The transcript is spliced from 16 exons. Gene Ontology annotation, molecular function: ABC-type transporter activity; ATP binding; ATP hydrolysis activity. NCBI's taxonomy places the organism in Eukaryota, Metazoa, Chordata, Aves, Passeriformes, Viduidae. Gene Ontology annotation, cellular component: plasma membrane. Bases 386 to 2311 code for a protein of 641 amino acids.